GUACACGUGACUCGGCACCGUGGCGGCUCCCUUUUCGCAGAUUGCCUUGUCUCGCAUCUUCGUCCCUCGUUGCACAGUUGUUUCCCGUUGUUUGCGCGUCGCUAUGCAUUCCAAUUCGUCUGCGUCGUCGUUUUCCGUCUUUACCAUUAUCCAGUAUGCGUUUCUAGCGCUUCUCGCGUAUGUUUUUGCGGGCGCGCCGCUGCAGGAGAUUUUGAGAGGGAAGGGGGGUGCGUACUCGCGCGAUAUCAGCCCUAUGAGUCCGCAGAAGCUCUAUAGUAUUGUCGUUCCAGAUGCAAAUUUAACAUGUGAAGCGCAUGCGUUUAGGAGUGUGCAUGUUAUGAGUAGAGAGCCGUUGGUUGUGUACAUUGAAGGGUUUUUGGGUGAUAAGGAGGUGGAUGAGGUGGUGACAUUGAGCAACCCUCUGUUCGAACCUUCCACCGUCUGGACUUCAGGGAAAGAGCGCCUCGAUACGAGCAUUCGACAUUCUAGCAAAGCAGCUGUCCCGCGUUCGCAAACGGUACAAUGCAUAGAGUCGCGUGCGCGUGCGUUCCAGGGAUGGCGUCCCUUUGUCUUUGUAGAAAAACUAUGGGCGCAGCGCUACGGUCCGAACGGUCACUACACCUAUCACUACGACUGGGCAAGUGCGAGUCAAAGCAUGGGAAGAAUUAGCAGCUAUAUGGUUUGGCUGGGCGAUGCGUGUACAGGAGGUGGAACGCACUUCCCGCGGAUCAAGAGGCCAGAAGGGGACGAAUGGUGCAAGUUCGUGGAAUGCGAUGGUGAAGAGAAGGAGGGUGUGGUGUUCAAGCCGGUCAAAGGCAAUGCUGUCUAUUGGGAGAACAUUCGACCUGAUGGAACGGGAUACGACGAAAGUUGGCACGCCGGGCUUCCGGUCUUGAGUGGGGAGAAAAUUGGAUUGAACAUCUGGAGUUGGUUUCAGGAUGGGUAUGUUCUGCCGAAAGAGGAGGAACAGGGAGCUGGACUGGACUGAGAACGUUGAAGGCGUCAAUCUUGACGCAGGAGCUGUCGUACCGAUCGAUUCCAAGGCGAUUGUUUGCUUCGCUUCGCUCGUACGAUGUCCUGAACCACAUGCGGUGCAGCAAGGGGCUCCCCACAAACAGACUACUCGUGGUCACCACAAGUCUGAAAGUCACGUUAUUCGCCACGGGACAUCAUUGGUUCGAUCUCGAGGCGCAGCUUCGUUGAUUCGUGGGGAAGAGCAGCAGACUGCAGGUGUUUCUCAGCCUUGUGGCCUCCACCACGGAACACAUGGGUACUCAGGUCCGCUGCAGCCAUGACUCGGCUGGCAACCAGCAUGUAUACGUCACUCGCAUGACUGACUCUCAGCAAACCUGAAAGGAUCUGCACCGCUGACUACUUACUCAUU
This is a messenger RNA of Boeremia exigua, 1384 nucleotides long. RefSeq lists its product as uncharacterized. Gene Ontology annotation, molecular function: L-ascorbic acid binding; procollagen-proline 4-dioxygenase activity; iron ion binding. Gene Ontology annotation, biological process: peptidyl-proline hydroxylation to 4-hydroxy-L-proline. Bases 104 to 988 code for a protein of 294 amino acids. NCBI's taxonomy places the organism in Eukaryota, Fungi, Ascomycota, Dothideomycetes, Pleosporales, Didymellaceae. Gene Ontology annotation, cellular component: endoplasmic reticulum. The record is from RefSeq and is a predicted model, not a curated record. The transcript has 2 exons.